Phragmites australis (common reed) is the source of this 1579-nucleotide messenger RNA. Its product is annotated as 1-acyl-sn-glycerol-3-phosphate acyltransferase BAT2, chloroplastic-like. Bases 318 to 1316 code for a protein of 332 amino acids. NCBI's taxonomy places the organism in Eukaryota, Viridiplantae, Streptophyta, Magnoliopsida, Poales, Poaceae. Gene Ontology annotation, biological process: phosphatidic acid biosynthetic process. The transcript is spliced from 6 exons. Gene Ontology annotation, molecular function: 1-acylglycerol-3-phosphate O-acyltransferase activity. The record is from RefSeq and is a predicted model, not a curated record.
CGGCCCCGCCGGUGCUCGCAUCACCCUCAUUCGCCGGCGUCCGCUGACGCACACGGACCCGCCCGUCCAAUCUAUCUUCUCGCCUGCGCCCUGCGCUGCGCAUCGGCUCGAGUCCCCACGAUUUUAUCCAUUCCUUUCCUCUCCGCUCCACCGAAGCCCACCUCUACCGCACCGAAAAGGGCGUGCGCGACGACACGAACCCAACACCCCCACGUUCGCCACGUGCGCGCCGCGUCCGACUCGCCCCGAGCCCGGCGAGCCUCCGCCACGGGAUCACGAGCCCGCCUCCGCAGGCGAGUCAGACGGCCGGGCGGUCCAUGGGGACGCUCCUCCGGCCGGGGCCGCCCGCCGCUCCGGCGGCCGCGUCGCCCCUCCCCGUCUCCUUCUCCUCCGCCCACGCGGCGGCUGGCGGGGGCGGAGCGAGGAUACAGCCGCGUCGGGUGUCGGCGGUGGUGUUCCGCUCCCCGAGCCGGCAGGUACUGGCGACGAGGUGUCGGCGGAGAGACACGGUAGUGAGGUCGGAUGUCCUCGCCGGUGGCGCUGCCGCCGCAGCUGGGGAUUCGACGCAGGCGCUGUCAGACCUGCAAGUGGCUCCAAGAGUCAGAGGGGUUUGCUUCUAUAUGGUGACUGCAGUUGCAGCGAUAUUUUUGUUUAUAGCUAUGGUUGUGGUUCAUCCACUUGUACUGCUAUUUGACCGAUACCGUCGGAGAGCUCAGCAUUACAUUGCGAAGGUUUGGGCUACUUUGACAAUUUCCAUGUUCUACAAGCUUGAGAUCAAGGGAAUGGAGAAUCUACCUCCAAAUAGCAGCCCUGCUGUCUAUGUUGCUAACCAUCAGAGCUUCUUGGAUAUCUAUACCCUUCUAACUCUAGGGAGGUGCUUCAAGUUUAUAAGCAAGACCAGUAUCUUUAUGUUCCCAAUUAUUGGGUGGGCAAUGUAUCUCUUGGGUGUGAUUCCGUUGCGGCGUACGGACAGCAGAAGCCAAUUGGACUGUCUCAAACGGUGUGUUGAUUUGGUGAACAAAGGAGCUUCUGUAUUUUUCUUUCCAGAGGGGACUCGGAGUAAAGAUGGAAAGCUAGGUGUAUUUAAGAGAGGUGCAUUUAGUGUCGCCACAAAGACCGGUGCUCCUGUUAUACCUAUUACUCUUAUCGGAACCGGGAAACUGAUGCCUUCUGGAAUGGAAAGCACUCUUAAUUCAGGUUCGGUAAAGGUCAUUAUUCACCGACCUAUCAAAGGGAAUGAUGCAGAGACAUUAUGUUCUGAAGCAAGGAAUGUGAUAGCAGACACUCUUCUGCUACAUGGUUAUGGAGUGCACUAAAGCAAUUGGGUGCUUUUGUUUAUUUUCAAAGUAAAUAUUCCAGGGCACAAGUACUUGAGGCAAAGCUUGGUUGCAGAAUGAACAGGCAGGACGAAGAAGAAUGGCUUGCAAUUGCUAGUUGUAAUUUGUAAAAUGCUCUCCAGUGUAAUUUCCCCACUAUUUUUUUAUUUAACGAUAUAGAGAGAUGUAAAAGGCAACGGGGUCCUCUUGAUUAAGACGAUCUCUUCGUUCAACAGAAAAUAAAGUGCAUGUCAAUUUUGCCA